AUCUGGGGUGACGUUUGGGGUCUGCAGGUUUUUGCGCGAAGGUGCAGAUGUUGUUGGCGGUGAGAACAGAGGAGAAGAACUUGGACGAGGUCUUUUGUUCGAGCUGCAGAAGUUCACGUUGUACAAGGCAACAUUUGUGCUGAAAUGGCAAACACUGAAGACAUACAAGUGAAGGAGCUGAGCCGACGUGCUUCAGGUCAAGCGUUUGAGGUCAUUCUGAGUCCUUCAACCCUGGAAGCCAAGGGAGACUUUCCGUUGUCCCCACUUAAAAAAAAGGAAACAACAUUGGACGAGAUAAAAAGAAAACUUAAUGCUGCAGAUGAGAGGCGCAAGAGUCAUGAGGCUGAAAUGCUGAAACACUUUGCUGAGAAACAUGAGCACGAGAAGCUAGUAAUUCAGAAGGCCCAGGAGGAAAACUGCAACUUUAGCAAGAUGGCACAAGAGAAGCUCAAUCAGAAGAUGGAGGCAAACAAAGAGAAUCGCACUGCGCGGAUGGCAGCUCUCAGUGAGAAGUUCAAGGAGAAGGACAAGAAGCUUGAAGAAGUGAGGAAGAACAAGGAGACUAUGAAAGAAAAGGAGAACUAAUUUGUUUACAUCUGAAAAACAGUCUUUACAUCUCUAUCAUAAGCUACGUUUUAUGCUAUUUGUUGUUUUCUGAUGCUUUUUCUAUCAGAGUUGGUUUUACUGUACUUGUUACAGUUGAUGUAACUAUUUCACAUUUGCCCAUGUGAACAUUUCUCUUUGGCAGCUGAUUAAGGUUUAGGCAUUGUUGUAUGGGCUAUACCUUUCCAUUUCGAGGCAUUCAUUAUACAUUUUUCCAAAUUUAUCAUGUAAUACUGUUCUAACAUGCAUUCUACUGUACGAUACCAAGGUUCUACCAUUAAAGCCUGUGUUCAAAGUUG
Molecule: messenger RNA, 902 nt
Organism: Betta splendens (Siamese fighting fish)
Lineage: Eukaryota; Metazoa; Chordata; Actinopteri; Anabantiformes; Osphronemidae
Gene: stmn1b
Product: stathmin 1b
Exons: 5
Coding region: 145-585 (146 amino acids)
Biological process (GO): neuron projection development; microtubule depolymerization; regulation of microtubule polymerization or depolymerization
Cellular component (GO): cytoplasm; neuron projection
Molecular function (GO): tubulin binding
Source: RefSeq, a predicted model, not a curated record